AUGCCCACCGCAAAACCAAAAAUAGUCCUCUACUGGCACAGGACAGACCUCCGCCUCCACGACUCACCAGCCCUAAACGCCGCCCUAUCCCUAAACCCAACAACCUUCAUCCCAAUCUGGACCUGGGACCCACACUACCCUCCUACAGCAAGCUCAACCCCCGCCAGCAAUUAUGGCUCAUCCGUGAAGCGCCGCAGAGCGUUUUGCCUAAAUUGUGGAACGCGUGGGGGGGUUACACAUCUUGUUUUUGAGAAGGAUGAGGAUGCUUAUGCAAGGGAGAGGGAUGGGGUUGUUGUUCGGCUUGCGGAGGAGGCGGGGGUGGAGGUUAUUGUUAAAAGUGGACGGACGUUGUUUGAUGUUGAUGAGAUUGUUAGGAAAAAUGGGGGGAAACCGACUCUAAGUAUGGCGCAGGUUGAGAAGGCCGUUGAGAAGAUUGGGAAUGGGGUGCCGGAGAGACCGAUUGAUGCGCCGAGGAGUAUCCCCGAUCCGCUGACGCGGGAUGAGAUGGAUUUGAAGGGCGUGAAGCAUGAUGGAGGAGGCAUGGGAUCCAAGUCCAACGACGGGACGGAUAUGAAUGCGGAUCAUCGCUCUACGACGGAUAAGCAGUAUGCAGGGAUAAUGGGACCAGAGAACGAUUUCGGUGUGCCGACAUUAGAAGAAAUCGGCAUCGAUCCUGCCGAUGUGCAGACACCGCAUCGGGGAGGUGAAACGGUGGCCUUGGAACUCCUUGGUGGGUAUAUCGCGGAUGAGGAGUAUAUUGGACGAUUCGAGAAACCGAAUACAUCGCCCGCGGCAUUUGAGCCGCAGUCAACGACGUUGCUGUCGCCGCAUUUACAUUUUCGCACAUUGUCUGUGCGGAAGUUCUGGUGGGAUGUGCAGGAUGUCAUGGAGAGGCGGAAGAAGGCCAAGAAGAGUAAUGCUUCUAUUCCGACGAAUUUGCCGGGUCAAUUGCUCUUUCGCGAGAUGUAUUUUGCGGCACAUGCGGCUGUUGGAGAACCAUUCUGUCGGACUUAUGGUAAUCCUAUGGUGAGGUUUAUUGAUUGGCAUUUGCAGAGUAAGAGUCCUGAGGAUAUUGCGCAUGGGGAGGAAGGGGGGAAAUUGUAUGAGGUGGAUUCUGAGGAGGCUGAGGUGUGGUUUUUACGGUGGAAGGAGGGUAGGACUGGGUUUCCUUGGAUUGAUGCUUUGAUGAGACAGCUCAAGCAGGAAGGUUGGAUUCAUCAUUUGGGUCGACAUAGCGUUGCUUGCUUUCUGACGCGGGGAGGGUGUUAUGUGAGUUGGGAGCGAGGAGCUGAGGUAUUUGAGGAGAUGUUGAUAGAUCGUGAGUGUUUUCCAAGCUACAAAGUUACCUCCAUUUUCUGUAUUGCAGAAUGCGGACAGCGGUUGCUGACACAAGUGAUCCCGAUUACAGACGAAACGGCGUGCAAUAUCGGCAACUGGAUGUGGCUCUCUUGCACGGCUUUCUUCGCCCAGUUCUACCGGUGCUACUCACCCAUUACCUUUGGCAAGAAGUGGGAUCCAGAGGGUAACCUGAUUCGGAGGUACUGUCCGGAGCUAGCGAAGUUUGAUAAGAAGUACAUCUACGAGCCGUGGAGGGCGCCAAUCGCUGAUCAGCGGAAAUGGGAGUGCAGGGUCACUGGUGAUGGCAGAAGUUCGACCAAUGAGGACGGGAAGAUCUAUCCUAAGCCAAUGUUCGAUUUUAAUGACCGACGGACGAUCUGCCUUGACGCUAUGAAAAACGCAUACCACGUUGGGCUGCAUGGGAAUGAUAAGGAGGUCAAGGAUGGGUCGUGGCGGAAGGCCUUUGGUCUGGAUGAAGAUGGAAAGAGGCCCAAAAAGAAGCAAAAGACGUAG
Molecule: messenger RNA, 1851 nt
Organism: Penicillium cosmopolitanum
Lineage: Eukaryota; Fungi; Ascomycota; Eurotiomycetes; Eurotiales; Aspergillaceae
Exons: 2
Coding region: 1-1851 (616 amino acids)
Biological process (GO): entrainment of circadian clock by photoperiod; circadian regulation of gene expression
Cellular component (GO): nucleus; cytoplasm
Molecular function (GO): FAD binding; DNA binding
Source: RefSeq, a predicted model, not a curated record